This is a messenger RNA of Vitis riparia (riverbank grape), 2535 nucleotides long. RefSeq names its product general transcription and DNA repair factor IIH subunit TFB1-1. The record is from RefSeq and is a predicted model, not a curated record. The transcript is spliced from 20 exons. Gene Ontology annotation, cellular component: transcription factor TFIIH core complex; transcription factor TFIIH holo complex. The coding region runs from base 348 to 2156 and encodes 602 amino acids. Lineage: Eukaryota; Viridiplantae; Streptophyta; Magnoliopsida; Vitales; Vitaceae. Gene Ontology annotation, biological process: transcription by RNA polymerase II; transcription by RNA polymerase I; nucleotide-excision repair.
GGGGCAACAAGGCUUGAGAAAAGAGUGAGCCACGACGCCUGACUCCUCCACUAGCGUAUAAAGCCGCCCUCCAAGCACCGGCAUGGAGAUGGCCCUUUCCACUCUUUUUCAUCUCCAUAACACAGUCACUUUCACGUUUUCAUCAGAACCCUAAAAGUAUAACACCUGAACUCUCUCUGCCUUCACCGGAAAACCCUAGAUCACACUCUUCCUACCCAUGUUUCAUUGGAUCCACGCAUUCCCCUAGAUCUAUGCUCAUUCUUCUUUUCACCAAAUUGGAGUAUCUAUGACGCUGGAUUUUCAGUCCUAAUUAAUUUGAAUUUCGUUUCAUCACUCGGUCGUCCAACAUGUCUGGCGAGGUCGUGAAGCGUGCUAGGUACAAGACGUCAGUCAAGGACUCUGGAGUUGCGGGUGUUCUGAAAAUGACUGAGGACAAAUUUGUAUUCAUGCCUAAUGACCCCACAUCAUCUGCAAGGCUCGAUGUUGAGUUUCGGUUCAUUAAAGGACACAAAUUUAGCAAGGGGGGAUCAAAUAGACCUGCAUUGCUUAAUCUCACACAAGAUUCCGAAAAGGGUGGAGGUUACAUUUUUGAGUUUGAAAACUAUCCAGACCGUGAAGUUUGCCGAGAAUUUGUGGGCAAAGCCCUUGCAAAAUUCAGUGAGGCUUCAAAAGCUGGUUCUGAACAAUCCGCGGUUAAACUUUUUGAUGAGCAACUUAGUACCAUAGAAAUGGAGCGCCGGAUAAAGCUAAUGCGAGAGGAUAGUGAGUUGCAGAAACUUCAUAAGCAAUUUGUACUCAGUGGUGUCUUGACAGAAGCUGAAUUUUGGGCAACUAGGAAGAAAUUGCUGGAUGGGAAUACUAGUAGAACUUCAAAACAACGUGUGGGAUUCAAAAGUGCCAUGAUAUCGGAUCUUAAACCAUUGACUGAUGGUCGGACAAACAGAGUUACAUUUAACUUGACACCAGAAAUAAUUCAUCAGAUUUUUGCUGAGAAACCAGCUGUUCAUCAGGCAUUUUUGAAUUUUGUUCCCAAUAAGAUGACAGAAAAGGACUUCUGGAACAAAUAUUGUAGAGCCGAAUACCUUCAUUGUACGAGAAACACAGUUGCUGCUGCAGCAGAGGCUGCUGAAGAUGAGGAACUUGCUGUUUUCUUGAAGCAUGAUGAUAUAUUGGCCAGUGAAGCUCGGCGGAAGAUCAGACGGGUUGAUCCAACUUUGGACAUGGAGGCUGACCAGGGGGAUGAUUAUAUGCAUCUUCCGGAUCAUGGUAUCUUUCGUGAUGGUAGCAAGGAAAUUAUUGACCCACAAUAUGAGCAAUAUAGAAGGACUCUUUCACAAGACCUUAAUCGGCAUGCUGCAGUUGUUCUUGAAGGAAGACCUAUAGAUGUGGAGUUGGAAGACACAAGAACUGUAGCAGAGGCUCUUGCCAAGUCGAAACGGGUUGAGGCAGCUAAUGAAAAAUCUGAUGGGAGUGUAACCCGGGAAAGAUUAGAAAGGAUUUCUCGGAUGACUGAGAUUGAGGAUCUUCAGGCACCUCGUGACCUUCCAUUUGCAGCACUUUGCAUUAAGGAUCCUCGUGACUAUUUUGAUUCCCAACAAGCGAAUGCAUUAAAAACUUUGGGAGACACCCUAGCUGGAUCAAAGCAAAUAAAAUGCAGCCUGAGCACCCAGGAAGCAUAUGGUUCUUUGAGAGGAUUUAUUUCUGAGAUCAAAUCUGUAGGAUUAAGUGAUCCCAUAGUUAAACCUGAUAUUGCUCUUAAGGUUCUUAAUGGGUUGACCCAGAAUAUCUCAAGUACCAAGUUCCAUCUUGGGAAGAAUCCUCAAGAAAGCGUUCUGGAUAGAUUGCCAAUCAUUACUAAAGAGGAAUUGCUACAUCAUUGGACCUCAAUUCAAGAAUUACUGAGACAUUUCUGGUCGUCGUAUCCGAUUACAACUACAUAUCUUUAUACCAAGGCAAGCAGGCUAAAAGAUGCCAUGUCUCAAAUUUAUCCAAAGCUACAGGAGAUAAAGGAAUCUGUGCAGUCUGAUUUUAGGCAUCAAGUUUCCCUCCUUGUUCAACCAAUGCUUCAGGCUCUAGAUGCUGCUUUUGCACAUUAUGAUGCAGACCAACAGAAGAGAUCAGCGCGAAGUGGAGAAAUACCCAAUGGAUUUGUCUAGAGGAUGCAUACUCCUUCCAUCACUCAAGCUUGUAGCAAUUAUACCAAAUUGUACAUGUAAUCAAUUUUGUUGCGAGGUUAUUGACUCGGGCAGUAAGAGCUCUGAGCUUGCCCAAUUACACAACGGAUUUUUAGGUAAGAUCCCAUUCCAUGAUAUUACCCUACCUCAUAAGAGGGCCUAGCCAUUCUGGUCCAUAUUGGGAAAUUACAUUUUAUGUCAGGUAUCAACUACUAUGCAUGCACAUAUAUAAUGGGUAGUUGGUGUGACAUUUCGAAGAGUAUACAUGUUUGUUAAUUUCCCCUUGUUUUGGAGGGGUAACGAACACACUAUAAAGCGUUUUGGAUUGUUGCAAUUCUUGAUUUGAAUGGGUUAUGCCAAA